Clunio marinus is the source of this 2969-nucleotide messenger RNA. Lineage: Eukaryota; Metazoa; Arthropoda; Insecta; Diptera; Chironomidae. The record is from the annotation of a GenBank genome assembly.
GGAUGUUUGCAGUGAUCGGUAUCGAGAAAGUAUUGCAUUGAAACAGUUUUGAAGUGUCUGAAUAAAAAUAAAUAAAGAAAUUCUAAUCACAGAAUGUUUCAAGUGAAGUAGAGCUAUUUUCGACCUCAAAAAAUUUUGCGGUGCGCUUAUUUAAUAUAUUAAAAGAAUAAAUCACAUGAGAGUGAUAUUAAAGAUUAUCGAAUUGUUCUCAUGCGAGUGAUACCAGAAACCUGUCCAAAGUCGAUGUUUAAAAUAUCAAUCGCCAAUAAAAUUUUAUUAGUUUCGCUGUCUUUGAAAAAAAUAUAAAAAGUGCCCAGAGGAAAGAAUCGAAAGAAAAUAAAAGAAAAACUGACACAAAAUAAUCCGAGAGUGAAAAAAAAAAUACACAUUCGGAGCAGUUCGAAAAUGAUGAAUACAAAAACUCUCGAAACAGAAUCUAACGAGUCGAUUACAAUAACGAGCACAAUCAAUAAACAAAUUAAUAAGUUUACGACCCCUCCGUGGAAGGAUAUGCCGGAUUUGUUGACAUGGAAGGAUAUGCCAGAACAUUUGCAAUUCAAUCCUUAUGUACAUACAGGAUAUCGGCCGCUUCAAAAUGUCAAGGGAUGUUUGAAUAGUCUCUUCUACAUGCACAACGAGACAAUUAACAUUUUAACCCAUGGAAUUCCAAUCGUCUACAUUCUCGCAACAGUGCCAACAGUGCUUUUUUGGGAUAACAGUUUUCGCUUCCUUUCUUGGUGUCACCUGGUUGGAGCAGUAUCACCUUGGUGUGGCAGUUUUGUUUAUCAUUUGUUUAUGAAUUUGGAACGUGGAGAGACUGUUUAUUACAGACUUUUGCAGUUAGAUAUGUUUGGAAUAUGGAUGAGCCAAAGCUUCGGUGCUCUACCUUUCGUGACUGCGAGUGUUUUCUGCCUAAGCGGCUUUUUGAAAUGGUUAACAAUUAUAUCCUAUUGUAUUUUAUGUCUUUGGGGCCUACAUAAAGCACUUACGGCAUCGUCUCCAUGGCAACGAAGACUUUGUUUUGCUUUGCCUUUUUUGAUGCGAGUCUUGUUGACAAUAUUGCGAAUAUCGAGAUUUGGCGGAGGAAAUCCAACUGCGAUGGUUCAUGUUUUUCUACAGGAUGGAGUUUCGGUUUUUGGUGGAGCCAUUGGUGCAAUGCAUAUACCUGAAAAAUGGUUUCCUGGACUUUUGGAUGUGAUUGGGAAUUCACAUAACAUUAUGCAUAUUCUCGUCGUCGUGGCCGUUUAUUCAAUGCAUCAGGCUACAGUACGAGAUUUGGAAUGGAUGUGGACAAUGUCAAACUCAAAGUGUGGCACAUCAACAAAUCACACCUUUGAUAUUCCCUUGAUCAAUAACUUUACGACAGACUCCCACUCUGAACUAUGAUUCCAAGGCGUUUCUAACGUUGAACCAUUAAUGAUGUUUUCAAGCUUAGUUUAUGAAACAAUUUCAUAGCUUCGAUCAUGAAUGAUAAAGAGAAAAACGCUUGUAAUCAGUUUUUACUUAAACUGGGCGUUUAAUUGAUCAAUUUAAGAAAUUAGUAGAAGAAAAAAUGUCGCACAUUCUUAAAAAAAGACUCCAUUAAUAAUGUUCAUCAUUGAUCGGCUAAAUUUGAUGACACAUCAAACCAUUUCAACCUUGGAAAAGAAAAAUUAGAUUCGAGGGAUGGAAGUUAGAGAAACUUUGACUCGAGUAAAAUUAAUCGAAUCGAAUUUUAAGUCUUUAUCAUCGACAAAUAAAAAGAAAAUUUUGUUCAUCAUAUAUUUACAUAAUUAUUAUAAAUAACUUUAAGCUUGUCAAUUAUCGAAAGCUUUCCUCAACUUUAAAUUUUUAAAUAAUUUUUAAAGAAACUAUUUUUUGAGUUAUUUGAUGUAGUAUUCAAUCUUAUAAACUGUACCUUUUAAAAGAGAAAAGAAAAUUGUUAAUGAGUUCUCAUGUGAUAAGAAAUCAUAACGAUUCAUUUUAAGAGAAAGUUCAUAAGUGCUUUAGUUACGCAAACUAAAAUAAUAAUUUCACCUGUAAUGGCCUAAAAACGGUCAAUGCUGCUGAAAAGUUUUCGAAUUAUGCAUCUGAAUCAAUGCUUAGUUAAGUUGAUGAGUUUCGUGAUGUCCUAAACGUGAUCUCAUCAAAUAUCAGCAUUUCGAUUUAAUGCUUCUCUCAUUGUUAAUGCUGUCUUGUCAUUCAACUAUUUGCUUUUCUUCUUUUCUUUCACGACAAGACAAAUUAAAUACUUAAAAUUCUUAAACAAAUCAAGCAAUAAAUUAAAGUUUCAAAAUUACUAAACAAAAAAAAAGAAGAAUUAAAGUGAUAAAUUAGAAAUGGAAACAAAAUGUGAGACAAAAUUUAAGUCUUGCGGUACAAUCACAAUUGUGUGUAAAAUAAUUCGACAUCUAAGUUCAAUUAACUUUUAUUUAAAACGAAUUUGAAUGGAAAAAUGAUUAAAAAAAUUAAAAUUUAACGUAAAAGUUAAAUUUGUGAUAUUACAAAGUAAUAAAGGUGAAGAAAAUAUUAAUUUAUUUGCUGAGUGUUUGUAGGCUAGAAAAAUUAGAAAGUAAAUUAUUUAUCGAGAUUGGAAGGCUCACGAAUGGUUUCGACGAUGUCGGGAAGUUUUGUGAAACCUUUCGUGACCUGAGCGCUCUUAAAAACACAGCGAGAAUGAUCUCAACAGAAACCCCGAUAUAAAAGGCAACAUUAUGUAGAAAUUUUUGAGUGAAAGCUCAUAACAGUAUUAACUAAAAGAAAGAUAAAAAGUUCAGCUUCUUAGGCUGCAAAUUAAUUAAAAAAUUUAAUUGAACAAGAAACUUUGAAAAUAUCUUGAAACAUAAAGCAUAAAAAUUGGGUUUUUCAUUACUAUAUGAAACAUAAAAAAGGUUCCAAGUUUCAAUAUCAUAAGUGAAAAAGAUUUUUUCUCAAUCUUUAAUUAAAAUUUUUCCUGAUACAAAAAUUAAUAAAAAUGAUUAAAAAACCAC